AUGGACAAGUCUGUGAAUAUGGACGUACACAAAGAUGAACAAUCAGAACUGGGAAGUGUACCAGAAUUGGAUAAGGCACCUGAGAGUGAAGAACCACGUCAAAGUCAUGAAAAUAAAAUGGUGGCAGAUAGUGGAAAACCAUUGGCGGAAACUAGUGCUGAGAGGGAUGGAGCUUACGUCGCUGUUGAAAAAAUACAUGGUACAAACGUACGACAAGAGUAUCAGGACCAGCGCAGUAAGCCGGAGGGUGAUGUUGAUGCCGAUGAACAAGAGACUGCGGCGAUUAAGCUUCAGGCCAAUUUUCGAGGUUAUCACACACGAAAAGUAUUAAAUGGACGACGUAAUUCAAAACGAUCAAAUUCAUCAUCUGAAAAUAGUCCCGAUUUAUUCAUUAGUCGUACAGCGACCAAUGACGAAGCCACACUUCCUGUCCGCGAAGAAUCAGAGCUUAAUGCAGCUAUGGUGAAAAAAGAUGAAAACAUAUUCUACGGUACAGAUCAACAAAAAGCUGAAGAAGAAGCGACUAAGAAUCAAGCUGAUCUUAUUAGCAGCGAAGCAGCUUAUACGAAAAAUGAUGCCGAUAAAUAUGAUAAUGCUAAAAAGGAACUAACAGCCGAAGUUCCAGUGAGUACACAAGAUCCUUUCGAAAUGCUGCUCCCUGUUCGGAAAAAGGGCCCCCAACUUCAAGAUUCACUUGAACUACUUUUGUCUACCCGUCGUCCAAACGCUCAACCAAUUGCUCCUGUGGAACCACCUACCCCUGUUAUUGCACCAAAACCAAAAGUGCUUAAAAUACCUGGUCUAAUUAGUCGAAUCUCUAACUAUUUACCCAGUCUAGCAAACACGAUUAUUAUUCUGGUUGUUUUGAUACCAUUUCUCUGGGCAAUGAGAGGACUUUUUAUUCCAUCAGAUAUAGUAACAUCAUCACCAUCAAUACGACGUUCCCCUCGUCAUUCCUCUAUAUUACAAGAACCAUCGAAUCCAGAUGAUCACAACGAAAAUCUAUCGAUGCCAGAUAUUCCACCAGUUCAAGAGGAAUCAGACAAAGAUCAUAAAAGAUCUCGUCAAGAUAGAAAUAUACCACCCGAAGUAACAGAACAACAGGAUGAUCAUGAAAAAUCUCUAAAAGCAUCAAAAAACUCAAAAGUGCUCACAGCGGAUAGAGAAAAGAAACGAAGAAAAAAGGAUCUGGUAGUGGACAAAAACAGCCUGAACCAUGAAGAUGUGGUCAUAGUUGAUAACGAACGAAGAAAAAAGGAUCUGGUAGUGGACAGAAACAGCCCGAAGCACGAACAUGUGGUCAUAGUUGAUAACGAAGAAAUGAUCCGUGUCGAAAAACCAAGUGACAAAUCUCGACGCCGAACACGAAUGCGUCCUUUUCCAGGUCGAUCAUUCGGAUUCUUAGCAAUGGACAAGAAAAUCCCAUUAGCUUCACGGCCACCAUCACCACCACUAUCACCACCACCAACAACAACAACAACAACAAAGAAAUUCAGUGUAAACUACUUGAGAGACGCUUUGAAAGGUAAACCGGAUUGUGUAGCGCCCCUUAGUAGAGCAUCCAACAUUGACGAAAAAGUAAUUCAACGUUUUCUUAACGGUGAUCGUACUAUUACGUUAGAUACCAUUGAUCAUCUAGCUGAUGCACUUGACCUUCGUGCCGUAUUCAUACCAAAAGACAAUGUCAAAAGCACAAGCAAAAAGGGAUUUAUCUCACUAUUAUAA
Didymodactylos carnosus is the source of this 1725-nucleotide messenger RNA. NCBI's taxonomy places the organism in Eukaryota, Metazoa, Rotifera, Eurotatoria, Philodinida, Philodinidae. The record is from the annotation of a GenBank genome assembly.